AUGAUCACGACAAUAUCCACUAUCACUGGCGACUAUGCUAUAUUGACUGUCAACACGUCAUUGACGGGGAACAACACUUCAUUAUACACACGCGCCGGAUUGUUUAUGACCACUAUACCCCAUAAUCAGUCUCACGCAAAUGACCAAGUUCUUCUAUAUCAAUUAAAUUUUCCAAAUUUAAAUUUUAUUGGACUUUAUUGUGACAUAGCACCUAGCGGUAUCGGUUAUGUAUGCGUAAUUGAAAUUAGUACUAAUCAAACGCAAUCGACUUAUGCGAAAGUUGAUUUCUUAACAUCCGCAUCGGUGACGCAGAUCACUUUACUAAACAAUAAGCCUGACAUUAGCAAAACUGGGAUCACGUUUCAAGGUCUUGGAAUGCAAGCAAUGGCAUUCGGUGGUUAUAUAUUUUAUGCUAUGAAUCAAAAUAACGGUUAUUAUUAUAUUUGGGCUUAUGAUGAAAACAACAACCCUAUUGGGCAAGUGGGAGGAGGUUAUCCUACAAAUAAAUAUGCAGCAAAUGCUCUUUAUAAUCAUAUUAACCAAAAUAAUCUUAAUGCUGCAAAUGGUAUUAUGAGGAAUAAUAAUACUUUUAUACUCGCAUCAUCCACACCCGCUACAACGACUUCGUGGUCUCUGUACAAGAUUCCAUUACCUAUGGUUAUACAUGAUAAUGGAUACGGUAAUAUUCAAGUAGUUAAAAUCGAUCCAUCACCCAUUGAUAAAGAACUUACGAGUAUUAGUGGCACUGUCGAUGCAACGACAAAUACUUUAAGUAUUACCUUUAGAAAUCCUGUUAUUCUGUCAACCGGCUCUAUCACCAUUUACAAAAAUUCCGACAAAACAAUGAGGCAAAAAAUUUUGGCAACCAUGCAUGAUCACGUUAGAUAUAUAGAUAAUAACCAUACGAUUGUCAACAUAGACAUCAUUAGUAGUACAUUUAAUCAAUACGGUGAAAAAUAUUAUAUGCAGAUGGAUGCUAACUUUGUCAGGGAUGAAAAGCUCUAUGAACCUUUAGUAGGAAUUGAUGAAGGGAUUGUGAAUUAUAAAUCAAGUAAUAUUUUCGCAAAUAUACCACGUCCUUCAGAGGAAUCUGCUAUCUAUGUAGCUCGUCUCACAGUGAAAAAAAAAACCAAUAUUAACAGGCUAUUCAACUAA
Molecule: messenger RNA, 1155 nt
Organism: Dentiscutata heterogama
Lineage: Eukaryota; Fungi; Glomeromycota; Glomeromycetes; Diversisporales; Gigasporaceae
Source: the annotation of a GenBank genome assembly